GGUGACGUCACAUCCGGAAAACAGAUUGGCAAAUUCUUGAAACAAAUUCUAGCAUUUCUAAACGAUAACUCUUCAAGAUGCCUACGCUAGUAUUUGACACAAACUUACCCGAGGACAAAGUUCCAGAGGAUUUCUACACGGCAGCCUCAAACUUGAUUGUGGAGAUGACUGGAAAACCAAUCAAGUAUGCAGCGGUCCAUUUACAUAUUGAGCAACUGAUGUCCUUUGGGGGCACCAGAGAUCCCUGCGCUUUGGUCAGUUUCACAUGCAUUGGCAAAUUGGGAGUUGAAGAAAACAAAAGCCACACCAAAAAAAUCACAGCUUUUGUCAAAAAGUAUUUAAAUGUGGAGGCUGAUAGAAUGUAUGUCAGCUUUAGAGAUCUCCCUGCAUCAGAGUGUGGUUGGAACAAUGAUACAUUUUCCAAGUAGGCAGCCUAGCA
Messenger RNA from Owenia fusiformis, 439 nucleotides. The record is from the annotation of a GenBank genome assembly. Lineage: Eukaryota; Metazoa; Annelida; Polychaeta; Sabellida; Oweniidae.